AGCACGGCCCCAGCGCCUGGCCUCCAAAAGCCCCCUUUUCCCACCGCUUCUCCCCCACCUCCCGCGACAGCAGCAGCGGCAGCCAUGGCUGCCUCUUGCGACCUCCUCGACGUCGACCCCGCGGAGCUCCAGUUCCCAUUUGUGCUCGACAAGCAGAUCUCCUGCCCCCUGCGGCUCACCAACAGGACCGACAGCACCGUCGCUUUUAAGGUCAAGACGACGAGCCCCAGGAAGUACUGCGUGCGUCCCAACAGUGGCGUUGUGCUGCCGCGAUCCUGCUGCACAGUUGUAGUCACGAUGCAAGCGCAGACGGUGGCUCCUCCGGAUUUGCAGUGCAAGGACAAGUUCUUGGUGCAGAGCGUGGUUGUCAGUGACUCAGCGAAGGACAUAACCUCUCAAAUGUUCAUGAAAGAAGGGGGUAAUGUGGUUGAGGAGGUGAAGUUGAAGGUUACUUAUGUGAUGCCACCUGAACCACCAUCAGAGAUUGCAGAGGAGCAUGAUGGUUUGGAGCGAAUUUUAGUGCCUAUGCAGCGGAUUGUGGAUAAUGGGAGGAGUACGUCAGAGCUGUCGAGUGGCUCUGUGUCGUUGAGAUCAGCUGAGCUGGGGACAGAGGUGGGAUCACCUGUUGGUCGAAUUGUGAAGAGCGAGGAAUUCCUGAAGGCACCAGAACAUGCUGUGGAAACAAAAACUUAUGCGGGACCUGCUGAACAAUCCCACCAGCUGUCAGCUUUAGUUGCAAAACUGACCGAGGAAAAGAAUUCUGCACUUGAGCAAAAUAGAAAGCUUCGCGAAGAGUUGGAGCUUGUAAGGCGUGAAGUCAAUAAACGGCAAGAAGGCUUCUCACUGGUACUCGUACUAGUUGUUGGAAUGCUUAGUAUCAUUCUAGGUUAUCUUGUAAAGAAAUGAGAAUUUCAUAGUCUAUUCGGGUAAUUCCUACGGUAAAUAAAAGGUGACAUCGUGUGAUUCUUAGAUUCGCUAUCCAGCAGCCAAUGCUACAGAGCUGUGCAAGUGCCCAGUUGACAAAGAGUGUCUUGUGUAAUGGCAUCUAGUUUGAUCCAUGAUGUAUUUUAACUGAUCACUGGAAAGCGAUUGCUCGUGUGGUGCAUGAUUGCUGUAA
Messenger RNA from Phragmites australis (common reed), 1117 nucleotides. RefSeq names its product vesicle-associated protein 1-2-like. NCBI's taxonomy places the organism in Eukaryota, Viridiplantae, Streptophyta, Magnoliopsida, Poales, Poaceae. Gene Ontology annotation, biological process: endoplasmic reticulum membrane organization. Bases 85 to 906 code for a protein of 273 amino acids. Gene Ontology annotation, cellular component: plasma membrane; endoplasmic reticulum membrane. The record is from RefSeq and is a predicted model, not a curated record. The transcript is spliced from 9 exons.